AUGUCCACUCCCACACUUUGCAUCGCACCUGCCUUGCAAGUUGCCGCGCCUGGCCUUGCCAUUUUCUUCUUGGACGCACCGGCACAGCACAUUUACUUCAGGUCCCAUUUCCGCCCAUUUUCGCCCACCCCAAGUUCAGUUACCUCCAGGUACUCGCUUUUCCCCGUUCAUUCGGUUCUUUCCCUUCUGCGUCCACUUCCAUGUCCGUCCACCCGGCCCGCCGUUCAGUUCCUAUCCACACUGCACCUUCCCUUCCCCUUCCCUCACCUUUAUCCACACUUCCCACUUCACAUCGUUUCCUCCCCCCGAACCCCAGCUUCCCUCCUACAUCUCAUUCUCAUGACUCGGAUCCUCUCCUAA
Colletotrichum paranaense is the source of this 360-nucleotide messenger RNA. RefSeq lists its product as uncharacterized. The coding region runs from base 1 to 360 and encodes 119 amino acids. The transcript is spliced from 2 exons. NCBI's taxonomy places the organism in Eukaryota, Fungi, Ascomycota, Sordariomycetes, Glomerellales, Glomerellaceae. The record is from RefSeq and is a predicted model, not a curated record.